Molecule: messenger RNA, 2025 nt
Organism: Drosophila novamexicana
Lineage: Eukaryota; Metazoa; Arthropoda; Insecta; Diptera; Drosophilidae
Product: T-cell immunomodulatory protein
Exons: 2
Coding region: 19-1803 (594 amino acids)
Cellular component (GO): plasma membrane
Source: RefSeq, a predicted model, not a curated record
UACCUAAAAUACAGCCAAAUGCAUACCCAAUGGCUGCUGCUGGUGCUGCUCUACGCGGUGGCUAUUCAAGCCAGCGAUAUUACAAGUGUUGUAUUUGGUGAUAUUAAGGAAGGUGUUGUGGCAGCUUUUGGUGACUUUAAUUCCGACGAGCUUACUGACAUAUUCGUCAUUCAAGAUGACAGGAAAAUGCUACAAAUACUUUUUGGGGCUGAUACGGAACCGUUGCUACGAAUGGGUCCUAUAUGCUACUUCGGGGCCAGAAGAAUUGUGAGCGUAGUACCUGGCGAUUUCGAUGGCGAUGCUCUGAUGGAUGUGCUGGUCAACGUGGAGAGAAGCAAGGAUAUCAAUGACGUUUACAUUAAUUGGGGCAACUCAACAACGCUCAAUUGUUCCGCCAAACCCCUUUUCCAAACUAAGGGUGAGGCAAUGGCGCUCGAUUUUAAUCAUGACAUGAUCAUCGAUUUGUAUGGACUGGACACAAAUGAUACACGUACCUUCUGGAUUUUUAAUAACAAACGCGAUCCACCGAUUGUUGUGCACCAGGCGAUGCCCACUGGGGGGACCAUUCAAACUCUGACAAUACCCAAUGCAAAUGCAUAUUUGGAUCUAAACGGCGAUUAUCUAGCCGAUCUGUUUUUGCAAACCAAGACCGCCUACGAGAUCUGGUAUGGCAUCAAUGAGCGGGACGGCCAGGAGAACUUCAGCUAUCAGCGUACCAUUCCGUAUGAGUUGGUGGGCAUCAACGACUACGUGGUGGGUCAAGCCGUUUUCAUGGACUUCGAGCUGCGUGGCGUGCAAAAUAUUGUGGUGCCAUAUUGCGUACAGGAAAAUUGCAAAAACUCGACCAUAUUUGUUCAGGAUGGCAGCCUUUUCUAUGAUGUACACGUCAAUUUUAAGGACCCACAGGGCGUCACAUGGGCAUUUGUGCCGCCUGAUGCGAAUGAUGUAUAUCUGAAAACUAUUACUGCACGCAGUGGCGACUUCAAUUUGGAUGGCUAUCCAGAUUUGCUUGUCACACUGCAUCCGUUAAGCGUGGCAAAGCCGGUCAUGCAAACGUUCCUCCUGGAGAAUGUCGCCUGCAAGACGUGCAGCAAGAAAUUUAAGCGCACCUUCGAAGUGCGCUGGAACGCGUUGGCUCCGAUGGGAAAUAACACAGUCGCUGGCGCAUUCUAUGACUUCUAUCAGGAUGGUGUCCUAGAUGUUAUACUCAUAGAGAAGCUGCCGAAUGGAAAUUAUCGUCCACUUGCUUUUCGCAACACGCUCGACUACGACGCCAAUUUCGUCAAGGUGAUUGUGCUCACUGGUCUGGUGAAUCCGCAGAAUCCCACAUCGCGCACUCCCCUGGGGCGCAAGAAGCGCACGUAUGGCAGCAAUUUGCCUGGUCCUAUCAUUACCUAUAGCACAACCACACAGGAUGGCGAUCAGCAAAUUGGCAGUAGUGUCCAACUGCCGCAGUCAUCUUAUUUUGCGCUUCAAUUGCCCUACACAUGUUUCGGUUUGGGUCGCACGCCAAAUUUUGUGGAUCAGCUGGUGGUGGGGCUGUACGGCAAGUUUCACAACUGGACGCAGCUCAUACCCAACUCGCAGAUCAUAGUGGUGCCCAAGCCGCUCGAUCAGCCACAGCACUGGAAAGCGCUGCUCUUUGUGACGCCCAGCAAACUAAUCCUAAUGAGUGUGAUCGCCCUGGGUGGCACUUGCCUUGUGAUUGUGCUCAUCAUCUUGGUGCUCUAUAUUAAGGAAAAGCGAGAGGAUAGGCAGGAGCGUUUGCAAGAGUCUCAUAGAUUCCAUUUCGAUGCAAUGUGAGCAGUUUCAUAACAAUAUUUAAUCAGCCAAUUGCAAAUGCUUUGUUGUGUAUUUAUCUCUUUAAUUUGUUUAACACAAUUUCCCAAUUUCUCAAAAUGUAAGUUGUUUUCUACGUUAAAAAACAACUAAAGCGCAUUCACAGUUGGUUUUAUCUAGAGUUUAGACUUUAAAGUAAGAUAAAGCCGUAUCGUAGAACCAGCUGGGAAUCUGCAUAAUAAUCGU